UGAGAAUCUCUCGUUGUCUCAGCUUGGGCCGAUGCUGUUCUCUGCCACGGCUCUCGUGUCCGGCCUGAAUGUCGGCCCCCGCGCUGGCACGAUCACCAUGCAGACCAAGACCGUCACGCCGCUGCCGGCGUCGGUCAAGCCGGGCGUCGUGACGGGCGAGGCGCUCUGGGACCUGCUGCAGCACGCCAAGGAGAACAAGUACGCCAUCCCGGCGGUGAACGUUGUGUCCUCGUGCUCGAUCUCGUCCUGCCUCGAGGCGGCUGCCAAGUACGGCGGCCCGAUGAUCGUCCAGUUCUCUCGCGGCGGCGGCCAGUUCAUCGCCGGCAAGGCGGCGGACAACGCGGACGACGCCGCCUGCAUCGCGGGCUCGGUCGCCGGCGCGCUCCACGUGCGCCAGGUGGCGGAGCUGUACGGCGUGCCGGUGAUCCUUCACACGGACCACUGCCAGCGCUCGUGGCUGCCGUGGUUCGACGGCCUGAUGGAUGCGAACGAGAAGUACUUCAAGGCCAACGGCGAGCCGCUCUUCUCGUCGCACAUGCUGGACCUGUCCGAGGAGCCGCUCGAGGAGAACGUGGGCACUUGCAAGGAGUACCUGCAGCGCAUGGCCAAGUGCAACAUCCUGCUGGAGAUGGAGCUCGGCGUCACCGGCGGCGAGGAGGACGGCGUCGACAACACGGACAUCGACUCGUCGCGGCUGUACACGCAGCCCGAGGAGGUCUGGGAGGUGUACCAGCAGCUGUCGUCGGUGCCCAACGGCCGCUUCACGGUGGCCGCCGCCUUCGGCAACGUGCACGGCGUCUACGCGCCCGGCAACGUCGACCUCCAGCCGCAGAUUCUGCACAACACGCAGAAGUACAUCUCGGAGAAGCUCGGCGACGGCGACCCCAAGCCGACCUGCUUCGUCUUCCACGGCGGCAGCGGCUCGUCGCGGGAGGACAUCCGCUACGCGAUCGAGGCGGGCACCAUCAAGAUGAACAUCGACACCGACACACAGUGGGCCUUCUGGGACGGCGUGCGCGAGUACGAGGCCAAGUACCACGACUACCUGCAGGGCCAGAUUGGCAACCCCGAGGGCGAGACCAAGCCCAACAAGAAGUACUACGACCCCCGCAUGGCGCUGCGCUCGGGCGAGGAGGCCAUGGCCAAGCGCCUGUGCGAGGCGGCCGAGGACCUCAACUGCAUCGACGUCCUCAACUGGAGCAAGUAGAUUGGCCACCACCGAGCAACACACACACACACAUCUCGCGACUACUGGGAAACCCUUUGCAGCGGCCAGGAUGUACCGCCCCUUCCACACGCCCCCCGCCCCCCUCCACCGGCCCCGGUCCGGCUCGCGGUCCACCCCACACCGGGGCGACGCCGCAGCCGUUCCCGUGGGACCGCGCCGGAGGGAGUGUUUGCGGAGGAUGGCAUUCUGAGGGGCGGGCCUAUCGAUGCGCUUCGUAGCAGAGUGUUGAGCGUCUUGUAGGAGUUUUCUACCCAUGAUUUGUCGACCGAAGAUGAUUUGCCUGCAC
This is a messenger RNA of Emiliania huxleyi CCMP1516, 1514 nucleotides long. RefSeq names its product aldolase A. Gene Ontology annotation, cellular component: cytosol. The record is from RefSeq and is a predicted model, not a curated record. The transcript is spliced from 2 exons. Lineage: Eukaryota; Haptophyta; Isochrysidales; Noelaerhabdaceae. Gene Ontology annotation, molecular function: zinc ion binding; fructose-bisphosphate aldolase activity. Gene Ontology annotation, biological process: gluconeogenesis; glycolytic process. Bases 32 to 1207 code for a protein of 391 amino acids.